Zonotrichia leucophrys gambelii is the source of this 1967-nucleotide messenger RNA. It is a transcript of the gene TIGD5, whose product is annotated as tigger transposable element derived 5. Bases 98 to 1819 code for a protein of 573 amino acids. The record is from RefSeq and is a predicted model, not a curated record. Gene Ontology annotation, cellular component: nucleus. NCBI's taxonomy places the organism in Eukaryota, Metazoa, Chordata, Aves, Passeriformes, Passerellidae. Gene Ontology annotation, molecular function: DNA binding. The transcript has a single exon.
CGGAGACAAAGGCGCCGCCGCGCCCCCCCCACCCCAUCCCCGCAUUCCUCCCCGGUUAUAACGCGCCCCCCAUUCCCAUGGAUGCGGGCGUCGUUCCAUGCCCGGGGGGGAGCCGGAGGAGGGCGGGGGAAUGGCGGGAGGGCGGCGGGCAGGAGGAGGUGGAGGCAGCAGCGCAUCACCCGGGGGGGUGUCGGUGAAGAUGUCGCUUCGCCGCGCCUACUCCAUCAAGGACAAGCUCCAGGCCAUCGAGAGGGUGAAGAAGGGCGAGCGCCAGGCGUCGGUGUGCCGCGCUUUCGGGGUGCCGGGGGGCACUCUCCGGGGGUGGCUGAAGGACGAGGCGAAGCUCCGCUGGUUCCUGGAGCAGCUCGGCGGCGAGGUGGGCACCCAGCGCAAGAAGAUGCGCUUGGCCAACGAGGAGGAGAUCGACCGCGCCGUCUACGCCUGGUUCCUCGCCCUACGGCAGCACGGCGUGCCGCUCUCCGGACCCCUCAUCCAAGCACAAGCGGAAGCCUUCGCCCGGCAGAUCUACGGGCCUGAGUGCACCUUCAAGGCGAGCCACGGCUGGUUCUGGCGCUGGCAGAAGCGCCACGGCAUCUCCAGCCAGCGCAUCUACGGCGAAGGCGGCCUCCCCGCCGAGCCCGAGCGCGCCCCCGCCACCCGCGCCGAGGUCCUGCCCGAUGCCGGCGGCUACGGGGACGAGCAGAUCUACAACGCCAACAUCACCAGGCUCUUCUGGAAGCUUCUCCCCGGUUCUGGAAUCACGGCGAGGCGUCCUGCCCGCGGCGAGCUCGUCACGGUGCUGCUGGCCGCCAACUUGACCGGCUCCCACAAACUCAAGCCUUUGGUGGUCGGGGGUCUCCGCAAUCCCGCCAGCCUCCGGCACCACAACCAGGAGAAAUUCCCGGCUUGCUACCGCUACAGCCCCGAGGCUCGGCUGGCGCCGGCGCUUCUGAGGGCUUGGUUCUUUGAGGACUUCGUGCCGGGCGUGAAGCGGUACCUGAGGCGGAGCUGCCUGCAGCAGAAGGCCGUGCUGCUGCUCAGCUCCGCUCCGUCCCGCUCUGGAGGGGGAACUGAGGAUUCUCCGCCGCUCCAGACUCCGGAUGGAUCCAUCCGUGCGCUGUUCCUCUCCAAGAGUCCCUCAGGGAGCGGCUUGGCCGGAGCAGGAGGCCGAAUCCCGGCGCCGCUGGAGCAAGGGGUGGUGUCGGCCUUCAAGCAGCUCUACAAGCGGGAAUUGCUGCGCUUGGCCGUGUCCUGCGGCGGCCCCGGCAGCCCCGCGGAUUUCGUGCGCUCCUUCCUCCUCAAGGACAUGUUGUACCUGGCUGGGCUCUCCUGGGAUCUCAUCCCGCCGGGAUCCAUCGAGAAGUGCUGGCUGCUGGGGCUGCGCGCCGCCUUCGAGCCCCAGCCCGGCGAGGAAGAGCACGGGGACACCCCCGGAGGGGAGGAAGGCGGAGGGGACAGCAAGGUCUUCAGUGACCUGACCCACCUGGCCGCCUUGGCCUUCAAGUGCUUGGCUCCCGAGGAAGUGUCCGACUGGUUGCACUUGGAUGAUGCAGCUCCGGGUGCGGAGGAGGACGAUGGUGGCGAGGAGGAAGGCGCCGAGGAGGAUGAUGAGGAGGAAGCAGCUGGUGGCAGAAGGGGUGGGGAAGGAGGAGAUCCUUUGCUGCCCACGGCUGGGGAAGCCAUCCAGGGUCUGGAGACGGCGCUGCGCUGGCUGGAGGGACAGGACCCGCGGGAGGUGGGGCCGCUGAGGCUGGUGCAGCUCCGCUCCCUCAUCUCCAUGGCCCAGCGGCUGCGCCGCGGCCGCAGCCCCCAAUCCUAGGGCAGGGGCAGCUGCCGAUUUUUGGCUACCAACCACCCCUGGUUGGCCACAGAGCUGGGGACACCCCGGUUGUCCCAGGGGGAUGGUGGUGGAGGUGCCACCGCCCCUCUGUGACCGGGAUUCCCUGGGGAUCAGGAAGCCCAGAUGC